Molecule: messenger RNA, 324 nt
Organism: Trichomonas vaginalis G3
Lineage: Eukaryota; Parabasalia; Trichomonadida; Trichomonadidae
Product: organellar and viral DNA polymerase type B
Exons: 1
Source: RefSeq, a predicted model, not a curated record
GUUGGAUAUAAUUUCAUAACAUAUGGUUCAUUCGAUACGGAACGUUGCAGUGAAGGCUUACUUUACAUCGUUCAGAAACCGAAGGACUUCAAUACAAAGAGAUAUAAGAUAGGAAGAACAUUUAAUAUAACUCAAAGAUAUGACAGUAUAGUCAAUAGAGUUAAGGUUGCGUUUGUUAACGAUAUGAGAGCUGCUGAAACAGAACUACUUGAAAAGUUUGAGAAAAUGUAUGGUGCUCCCACGAGAGGUAAAGAAACGUUUGAAGUAGAUGAGAUCGACAAAGCUAUAAAAUUAUUUGACGAAGUUGCUGAAAAAUACAUGUAA